AUGUCAACACCAAAGAACAUCCUGCUCACAGGCGCGAGUCGGGGCAUCGGGCUCGCCAUCGCCAAGUUCCUGCUCAAGGAUGGCCACAGAUUAUUCCUCGUCGCCAGGACCGCUGCACCGAUGGAGGCGUUAAAGAAGGAGUUUCCAGGACAAGCUGAGUUCUUAGCAGCCGAUCUGGGGGAUUUUGAGGUCGGACCAAAAGCCGUCUCCCUCGCACUCUCAGCAUUUACAACCCUCGAUGCUUUGAUCCUCAACCACGGCACUCUCUCUCCCGUCAAGCGAAUCGCAGAUAGUAGCCCAGAAGAAUGGCGUAAAACCUACGAUGUCAAUUUCUUCAGCUUACUCGCAUUCAUUCAACCUGCGAUCCCAACCCUCAGAUCUAGCAAGGGCCGCAUAAUCCUCACCUCCUCAGGCGCAGCGUCCAGCACCUACUCGACAUGGGGUGCCUAUGGCUCCUCCAAAGCAGCAAUGAACCAUCUCGCCGGAACGCUCGCCACUGAAGAGCCAAACAUUACUUCGAUUGCUAUCAGGCCAGGUGUAGUUGAUACUGACAUGCAAACUCAAGUUCGGGAAUCUCACGGAGUCAUGGAUGGCAAGGACGCGGAGAAGUUCAAGAGUUUGUUUGUUGACGGGAAGUUGUUGAAGCCGGAGCAACCUGGGAAUGUCAUGGCGCGGCUGGCUUUGGGUGCCGAGGAAGGGCUGAGUGGGAAGUUCUUGACCUGGAAUGACAAGGAGCUUGCCAGGUAUCAAGAUUAA
Drepanopeziza brunnea f. sp. 'multigermtubi' MB_m1 is the source of this 756-nucleotide messenger RNA. RefSeq lists its product as uncharacterized. Gene Ontology annotation, molecular function: oxidoreductase activity, acting on NAD(P)H, oxygen as acceptor. The record is from RefSeq and is a predicted model, not a curated record. Gene Ontology annotation, cellular component: intracellular anatomical structure. Lineage: Eukaryota; Fungi; Ascomycota; Leotiomycetes; Helotiales; Drepanopezizaceae.